CGCACGAAUCCGUUCAACCUUGCUGGGCUGCUAUCCUCGUUUCUUUCUUUCCUUUUCUUUGGUUUAUUUUUGAACACUGGAAAGUUCCAACGCCCACUGAUUUCUAAUCUUCCCCGCGGUUUUUGGUCUCUUUUUUUUUUCUGUCUUUGGUCUGUUUGCGUUUGCGCCCAACUCGCAUCCCGACUUGUUGGUACUCAAGAGAGUAGCAACGUGUGACACGAACCCCAAUAACAACAACUUCAGAAAGAGAAAGAAAACACAAGGGAACAAACAACAAGAGCCGCCCACAAUGUCAAAGUUCGACCCCAACGGAUGGUACGCCAUCUCGGAGACGCGGGUGGACAAGACCAACAAGGACCUCAAGAGCUCCCUCCAGGUGCUGCCCGAGGGGAUGCGCGUGCACCCGAUAGCCGACGACCUCAACUGGCAGCUCCACCCGGUCGACGACAAGAAGCCGGGCAGGUACGUGCUGCGCAGCUUCAAGGCCGGAGUGCAGAAGCACCUGGCCGCCUGCCGCGUGCCCGCCGAGAAGGACUCGAGCAGGACCCGCGCCUGCCUGGAGCCCGCCGCGUCCGACGAGUCGCAGCAGUGGGACAUAUCCGACUGGGGCGACGGCACCUACAAGAUCCAGUCCGUCGCCAACGGCACAAAGUACUGGCUCGACGUGCACCCGGGAUCGGAUGUACACUUGUCUAGCAUCGAGGAGACGCCCGACAACAAGCGCGAGGCGCAGCAUUGGGUUUUCUCGAGCAGGUUCCCCGUCAACGAUGAUAGGUAUUCGACCUUGUUUUCUGAGCAACAGUCAACGAUCGCCCCAGCCUCAACAACAACCGGCACCUUCACAAGGACGACACCAACGCCAGCGCCGACAGGCACAGACGGCACCGCCGCCGGCUCCACGGACGGCGGAUCAAAUCCACAGUCGGAGCAGUCCAGCAGCGGCGGCGGCGGCGGACUCUCGACGGCCGCCGCGGCAGGAGUGGGCGUGGGAGUUACCCUGGCGGUCCUCGCGGCCGUCAUCACGCUCUUGGUCUUUUGGUGGAAGCGACGACAGGCGGCCGCCGGCGGCAGCGCCGGGUCCCACGGCGAAAAGGAGGCGCUCAACUACUCGGUCUCGCCACCGCCGCCGCCCAGCGGCGUCGCACCCGGCACCGGAGGGGUCGGCGGCCCGCACGGCUACUACAGCGGCAAGGAUGUGCACUCGGAGGCGGGGGCGGCUGGCGGCUGGGUACAGCAGCAGCAACAGCAACAACAGCAACAGCACAGCGCCGUGGCGUCGCCACAGUCCGGGGCCUACUACCCCGCCUACCACGACGAGGCAAAGUCGCUGCAGUCGCACAUCAACGCCUCGCCGGCGACGUUCACGUCCAACCUGCACGAGGCGCCCGCAGCUACGACGGUUGUUCACGAGGUGCCAGGGCCGAAUAUGCCCGUCGAGAUGGACGGUACCGGGAGGCAACCUGCGGGUUACCGGCCAUGACGAUGACAGCUGUCGGGUCUUGUUCGCUCUCUUUGUGCUUCUUAUUCCUUUUUGUUUUUCCUACUUUUGGGUACAGGAUAGCUCUAUUUCUCAUGUAAUACAAACAAGCGGUGAUUUAUAUGUUCAACUUUAGUGUUUUCUGUUGUCUCGUCUUAUUCUACUCUGCUCUGUUAAAGGAUGGCCACUUCAACCAAACUGAAUUUGCUCACAAUUAUCAUCUCACUUACUGACCAUAAAUCAGGGUUAGGUACUGC
Molecule: messenger RNA, 1734 nt
Organism: Pyricularia oryzae 70-15
Lineage: Eukaryota; Fungi; Ascomycota; Sordariomycetes; Magnaporthales; Pyriculariaceae
Exons: 2
Coding region: 290-1480 (396 amino acids)
Source: RefSeq, a predicted model, not a curated record